AUGAAUCCGGAACCUUCUGCACCACCUCCACCUUACGAAUCGGUGACGAACGUAAACCGACAAAAUCCAGGUCAAGAACGUAUGCCUAACUUCGAUCAGUUUAUUAAUCGUUAUGAAAUUAAUCCAAGUUUCGCUGAACGAUUGUAUAAGCUGAAAGGCUAUGAAAUCGUUUUUAUCUGCGAUGAUUCAGGUUCUAUGAGUGCACCUAUUGGUGACGCCUCCAAUCCAUAUGAACGUCAGAGAACACGCUGGGAUGAAUUGAAACAAACUGUAUCGAUCGUCGUCGAUCUAGCGAGCAUUCUUGAUUCUGAUGGUGUUGAUGUUUACUUUCUCAAUCGUGAACCUAUGCUGAAUGUACGUAAUUCAUCAGAUUUAGAAUUUAUCUUCGCUAUGGAACCAGAAGGCGCAACACCAAUCGUUCCUGUUCUUCGUCAAGUACUUAAAGACAAACGUAAUCAAGUCUAUGAGCGAAAUUUACUAAUUCUCUUAGCUACUGAUGGUAUACCAACCGAUGAAAGAGAACGUACAGACAUUCAAACGUUGGAACACGUGUUGAGAAAUGAACGUCAACCAAUCGAUCGAAUUCCAGUUACAAUUAUUGUUUGUACAGCAGAUGAUGAUCAAUCAAUGGCGUAUUUAAAUGAUUGGGAUAAAAGAAUUCCGAAUCUCGAUGUUGUUGAUGACUAUCGUAGUGAAAGACAACAAAUUCAAGCAUGUCGAGGAAAGAAUACUCCAUUUAGUUUUGGUGAUUAUAUCGUUAAAAUUUUACUUGGUAGUAUCGAUAGUUGGUUUGACAAUUGGGAUGAAACAAAUCGUUAA
This is a messenger RNA of Adineta ricciae, 819 nucleotides long. NCBI's taxonomy places the organism in Eukaryota, Metazoa, Rotifera, Eurotatoria, Adinetida, Adinetidae. The record is from the annotation of a GenBank genome assembly.